Branchiostoma belcheri (Belcher's lancelet) is the source of this 4084-nucleotide messenger RNA. RefSeq names its product growth factor receptor-bound protein 14-like. NCBI's taxonomy places the organism in Eukaryota, Metazoa, Chordata, Leptocardii, Amphioxiformes, Branchiostomatidae. The record is from RefSeq and is a predicted model, not a curated record. The transcript has 20 exons. Gene Ontology annotation, biological process: signal transduction. The coding region runs from base 355 to 2442 and encodes 695 amino acids.
UGGCCGACCGCUGUGCAGCGAUCCGUGGUGCAGAGGGCAACGGGAGAAAGCUGCGGUUUCAGCGGGGUUUUCUCCGCGCUUUUCUGGGGGUGUGCCUCCGUGCAGUCGCCGGGAUUCUUGCAACGGGACAUCGGACGGCCCAGCCCGCACGCGUUUCACGCAUUGAGCAUCACACAGCUCUACUAACAGAAGAACAUUAAGCGGCACUUCUGUGGAAAACCAGCCUGAAGGCAGUCAAUUACUGGGCUGCUUGUACCCAGACACAUUUAUCAGGGUUGCCAGGAACAGCCCUAUGGUGUGACUCCUAGGCUGACUGAGAAGAGACUAGUUCAGACCGUGGCAUCACGUGUUGCUAUGGCAACAUCGGAGACCCGCCGACCCAACAUGAUGCGACACGCUGGGUUGGGGGGGUUCCUGGGAGACAUCCCGCUACAGGAAACGCAGGUUGCAGCGCUAACACAUCAAGAUGAUGAUGUUGACCUGGAUGCGCUGAUUCGAGACAUGAACUUCGAGGCAAGGGAGCACGCCAUGGACAAGCAGCCCGUUGAUGAGGAACAUACGCCGCUGUUAGCAACGGACAGGGACACGCCUAACAACAGCUUCAUGUCACAGACUAGACCAUCAAGGCCUGUCCACAUCAACCUGAACAACAGCCACUCGCCCAAUCACAGGAUCUCCUCCUCCCCCAUCAACUCUCCGCCCACCCCAAACCCAUUCCCGGACCUCCCUGUUUCAGCCAGCCCAACAUCAUGGAUGACCAGUCCAAGAACUGCCUCUGCUCCAAGGAAAGACACAGGCUCGUCCGUGUUAAAGAGACCCACAGAAACCUCCAGUCCCGUGUUGCCUCGUCGCAGAGACGAGUACAGAGACUACAGGGAGAUGAAAAGGGUGAGCAUCAGGAUACACAAGUGUGACGGCACGAGCAAGGCGGUGGAUGUCGGCGAGCAGAUGACAGCGAGAGAGGUUUGCAGCGAGGUCGCCCUUCGCUGUCGCAGCUCCGAUGAGAAGAACUGUGUGUUAAUGGAACACAUUGUGCCUCUUGGCUUGGAGAGAAAUUUGGAGGACCAUGAGAAGGUCCUACAGGUGUGUAACUCCUGGGGAAGGGACAGCAGCAACAAGCUGGUCUUCAAGAAAGACUUCAGAAAAUACGAAGUCUUCUGCAAUCCUUCGCAAUACUUCCCUGAAGAUAUGGUGACAAACUUUGAGGAAAUUGGGUCUCAUUCAGAAAAGGCAGAAAUGGCAAGAAACCUGCAGCUUUUAAACUUGUUAGCAACACCAGGGAGCGUACCCAACCUGCAGGGGUGGCUUCACGUCAGAGACGCUCACAAGAAAAACUGGAAAAAAGUGAUGGUGGUGAUAAAGGGCUCGGGGCUGUACUACUCCACAAAAGGCAAUUCCAUGGAGCCUCGCCACUUGCACUGCUUCAGUGCGUACUCCGACUGUGACAUCUACACAGCCACACAGGGGAAGAAGGUCUUUGGGGCGCCAACAGAGUUCUGCUUCUGUAUCAAGCCCUCCAGACAAAAUGUGGAAAAGCAUGACAUCAAAUGUCUGUGUGCAGAAGAUGAGAGAACAAGACAGUGCUGGCUGACAGCCUUCAGAAUAUCCAAGUAUGGACAGCUGCUGUACAAGAACUACGAGUUAUCGAAGAAAUCCUGGAAGUUUUCAGAUGAGGGCUGUCCCAGUCCCAUCAUCUCACCUGUGAGUGAAACCAGCUGUGAAUCUUUCAAGAAUGGAAACAAAAUACAACAUGAGUGGAACCUGGGCAGCUAUCGCCAGCGUGUGUUGAUGCAGGAAAGCCAGGCCAAGGAAGAAUGGGCGAGAAGUCCGCAGGGUCCAGGUGGGAAGAAUCGUGUGGCGAUGGACUUCACCGGUUACCGAGGCCGAGUCAUCGCCAACCCUAACGAGGCAGUGGCUGUAGCAGUGGAGGAGGGGCAGUCCUGGAGGAAAAGACACUCGAGUGGUUCCAGAGCCCUGGUGGGAAGUCCCCGUAACAGUCCGUUGCUGUCACCACGAUCCUCCAGAUUUCUGUCUUCUCAAGGUGUCCAUCAGACACAACCUUGGUUUCACCAUGGGAUCAACAGAGACGAAGCCAACAACAUGAUGCACAUGCAGGGCAUGGUGGAUGGGUUGUACCUGGUAAGAGAGAGUCAAACCUUCCCGGGAACUUUUGUUCUCACGUUCUGCCACGACCAGAGAGUCAAGCACUACCAGAUACAGCCGACUAUAAUUGAGGACAAGACGUUUUACUCGCUGGAUGAGGGGGAGACAAAGUUCGGUGACCUGGUGCAGCUGGUGGAGUUCUACCAGAUCAACCGGGGGGCGCUGCCGCACAAGCUGACCCACCCCUGUACCGGCACGGGGCUGCGAUGGCGGGACGACGACGGCGACGACUACGGCCUCGUGUCCUUCCCGUUGGCCAAGUCGGCGCCGGCGACGUGACGCUGAUGUUUCAUACGCGACUGGUUUAUUUUUCUUGACCAAAUGUCACCGGGUUGCUUCUCGAGAUGAAUCUCAGACAAGAUGGAGGACGAUUCUGUGGAGCAGGAUGAGGAGAAGUCUGUUGCCAUGGCAACGGACCCUGCUGAUUUCACAGGGACUAUUAAUAGCAGAUGCUAUCAGGGAAUGUUGGCUGGACAAUCUGCUGAAGGAUUGAUCAUAUUUUAUGAUUUAGGAACCUUCUUAAGCCCACAGAGAUGUUUUUAUGAUUCUUGAAUGUUUUAAAGUAAAAGUGAUGUAAGAAGAAGGGGAAGGUAUUCUGUCUUCACAAACAGAUAUCCUGACAGUGGCGCAUUUAUUAUUUUCUGGCAAAAUCAAGCAACCUAAUAAAAUUAGCCUGUGUUAUACAUGUAGAUUACAGAUAAAUGAUUUUGUCCAUCAUCACAACUACUGCCAAAUAUAGGGCAUAUUUCUCAAUCAAGCCUUUCUUUUUUCUUCACAAAGUAGGUACCACACAUAUUUCUUCUAGGCUACUGUCAGAUAUGUAAAUGUUUUCAAUGUUUCCAAUGUUUCUAAGUCUGGAAAACUUGGGGUUAGUAUGAUUGUUCUUUUAAGAACAAAUGUAUUGCUGAAAAAAAGCUACAUUUUGUAUUAUGAUAAUGUAUAGGAAGCUACAGACACGUUUUGUUAUCAUUCUUGGUGGAAUAAAUUUCUUCCAGUCCUUUUUUUUUACAAAAAAUGUAAUAACCUGAUAAAACUAUUCAGGAGUUUAAAGUUUCAUUUUUCUUUGAAUGCUCUUUUUUUUUAAAAGGGAUUAAUAAACUAAUUUUGAGGUAAAUUUUAAUUCUCCAAAUUAUGAUUUAUUGGAAAGCACUUCUCAAAAUGUCUUGCAAAAAUUGCUGCAAUAGUUCUUGAUUAUAAAAAUUCUCAGUUUUCAAUGUUAGUUGUUUUUAUGUCUAAAUGUUCAAGUUAAUUCGAUUUGAUUUCUUUUCUUGUUCUUAAAUGUUUUGUUGAAGAAUCUGUGUUAUAGGAACAGAAAAAACACUUUGUAUUGCACAAACUUCUAGUAACUUGUUUGCCAAUGUAAAGAAAUGAAACUUGUGUCUUGCACUACAAUAUUGUGAGAAGCAUGCAUGUCACUCGUGCAAAGUCACAGCAUAGCUUGUUUGCUGCACAGUAAACUCUACCAUAAUUGUCAGUAGACAAAUAUUUUAUAAUGAUAACAUACGGUUGGGCAGACCCUCUAAUAACUUAACAAUGAAAUAUCUCACUGCCAAAUGUUUUAUGAACCCUUAUUUAACAAAAUGACACAGUCAUAUUUUAAUCCUGAUGUUUAUCUAUUACAUCUACUUUUUGAAGGGCUAUCCUAGCAAUGACAACUUACCAACCAGCGAAGCUUUUGUUCUGGUUCAGUCACAAAAGCAGACUGAAACAGAGCCAAUCACUAACUCCGACCUAAGACAGCCUUUCCAGUAAUGUGCACAACUCCAAGAAUUCAGUUUACAAUUGUACAACAAUUGUGCAACAAACGUGACCGGGUCCUUAACUAUUGCAGCACAGGAAACAAUGGGAAUCUUGCUGAGCAUUUAAGGGGCAUUCAUUGUUUUGGGGUAGGGGCAAUGAAAUGAUUUAAUUGUAAAUUUGU